This is a messenger RNA of Achroia grisella, 734 nucleotides long. RefSeq lists its product as uncharacterized. The record is from RefSeq and is a predicted model, not a curated record. The transcript has 3 exons. Lineage: Eukaryota; Metazoa; Arthropoda; Insecta; Lepidoptera; Pyralidae. The coding region runs from base 8 to 688 and encodes 226 amino acids.
UAGUGAAAUGGACGUGAAAAUUUUCUCUAUAAUAAUAUUACUAAUACCAGCAAUUACUGAAGCAUGGAAAUCCCCAGGAGACGAGAGGAGAGAGGGCCGUGAACUUCGUAAAGGUCUCCAUUACCAUUCCAAAAGACACAUGCUACCGAGUGACGGUGAACUAAAGAGACGAGCUACUACGCUACGCCCCAGGGAAUUGAGGAAAAAGCCAUCUGGUCACCUAAAGCCUCUCAACGAAGAUGAUAUGGAAAAUGAUGAAGUCAUCUCAGUAGCCAUAGGACCACCACCGAUCCGACCAAAAUAUGAUAAAGUUCUAUGGAAACACUCUCAGAAGCCUGCCAAUAAUAUAUCAAAUCUUACACCCACGAGUUUAGUAAGAAAUGUGUUGACACAACUCGGAAGAGAGUUCUUGUCGCACCAGGUGAACGAAGAUUUUGUCUUUGGGCAAUAUGUAGGAAUUGCGAUGAAGAAUUUGACGAGCGAACUCCGUCUGAUGAUGCAGCAUGAAAUAUUGGAGCUGAUAGUGAAGUAUCAGAGGAUUAAUCGUGGUGAGGUAUUGAAAUUAGAAGAGAAGACUGAAAGACCUACACUACAGAUAUUGAAAGAUUUCAAAGGUGAAAAGAAGGUUACGAACGAUACUGAUGAUGGUUGGCCUGAUUUCUCUAAUUUAGCAAAAAUCGUAGGUUAAAUCUUUUGAGGAUUUUUCAAUAUACUGAAUACUGAUGCAUGGUAUA